This is a messenger RNA of Spinacia oleracea (spinach), 2613 nucleotides long. RefSeq names its product MA3 DOMAIN-CONTAINING TRANSLATION REGULATORY FACTOR 2-like. Bases 344 to 2464 code for a protein of 706 amino acids. NCBI's taxonomy places the organism in Eukaryota, Viridiplantae, Streptophyta, Magnoliopsida, Caryophyllales, Amaranthaceae. Gene Ontology annotation, biological process: negative regulation of DNA-templated transcription. The record is from RefSeq and is a predicted model, not a curated record. The transcript has 3 exons.
CAAACUAUUUCCAAUUUAAGAAAACAACUUUAAAACUCAAAGUCAUUUUCCUCUACUCUUACAUAAAAGUGUUGCUACAUUUAUCAACAUCAACUAAAUUUUAAUUUGAAAGUUGAACUUCAAUAUUUAUCAUGUUAUAUACUCCCUUGAAUUUCUUCCUACUUUCACAUAUUUCUAAGUUUGUAAACAAGAUGAUUCUUUAAAUUGUUUUCAUCUAACUAUCUAGCUAUCUAUAUGACAUGCUUAAUAUUUCACGACGAGAUCUCUAAUUUGUUUUUUCAUAUUAUGAUUUUCUUUUCAUUGAACUAUACUUAAGGUAAAAGGUGAAUUUCUAGAUUUUUAAAUGAUGGAGCUCAAAGACCAUGUAAUAUCAAAGGAAAACCAAGAACUUCUCAAUGGUACUAGGGUAAGCGUCGAUCCUUAUACGGCCGCUCCUUUACAAGUAGCAACAACCAUUAAACCUCAUGGAAAUUUACAAAGUUAUUCAACGGUUGAAGGAUCAUUGGAAUCAACCAAAGAAAGUUCACCAAAAGGUGGUGUGGACGUAAAAGAAAAAUGCAGAGGUAUAUCAAAUAAAAAGAAUAUCUAUAUCUUUCGCCAUGAUGAUUUCAUGUACAAUAACAAUGAGGUAUUUGUUUUCUUAUAUUUAACGCAGGACGAGGUUUUAACUCCAAGAACAAGAAGCAUAGCAAUGGAGGAGUAUAGGAAGAAAUCUAUAGUCGUUAUAGAAGAAUACUUUGCAAAUGACGAUGUUGUUUCUACAACAAAUGAAUUAAGAGACCUUGGGAUGCCAAACUACGAUUAUUAUUUUGUUAAGAAACUUGUCUCAAUGGCCAUGGAUAAACAUGCCAAGGAGAAGGAAAUGGCUGCGGUCUUACUAUCUUCUCUUUAUGCUGAUGCGAUUAGUCCUUCACAAAUUUAUAAAGGGUUUUCAAAACUGGUUGAAUGUGUGGAUGAUUUGAUUGUGGAUAUACCAAAUGUUGUGGAUACACUGGCUCUAUUUAUCGCAAGAGCGAUUAUAGACGAUAUUCUACCACCAAUAUUUUUAACUAAGCAAAUGAAUAUCUUACUAAAAGAAUCUAAGGGGGUUGAAGUCAUAAAAAGAGUAGAGAAGGGUUAUUUAUCAGUACCUUAUCAUACUGAGAUAAUUGAAAAUAAAUGGGGAGGAAGUAAGAAUAAAACAGCCGAAGAUAUCAAAGCAAAAAUAAGCACGUUAUUGACAGAAUUUGUUGUUAGUGGCGAUAAGAAAGAGGCUUGUAGGUGCAUAAAAGAGUUGAAUGUUCCAUAUUUCCACCACGAAAUCAUGAAACGCGCUUUGCUAAUUGCGAUGGAGAAAAGAAAAGCUGAAGGUAAGAUCUUAGAGUUACUAAGAAUGACAGCGGAAGAAGGUCUAAUAAAUUCAAGUCAGAUAAAUAAAGGAUUUAAUCGAAUGAUUGACACCAUUGAUGAUUUGUCACUUGACAUACCAAAUGCUAGACGAAUACUUCAAUCCUUAAUCUCAAAAUGUGCAUCUGAAGGUUGGUUACCAGUUUCAUCCUUAAAGUCAUUUUCAAUAGAGCCAAAAAAGAGAUCGCUUGAGGAAGGUGCUGCAAAAUCUUUUAAAUCGAAAGCUCAAGCCAUCAUUCAAGAGUACUUCUUAUCACGAGAUACAAUGGAGGUAUACAAUUGCCUAGAAUCAGAGAAUUGUAUAUCAUCUUCAGAGUUGAACGUCGUAUUUGUCAAGAGAUUAAUAAACUUAGCAAUGGACCGUAAAAAUAAGGAGAAAGAAAUGGCAUCCAUUCUUCUUUCAUCUUUAAGUUUACCAGCAGAGGAUGUCGCAAAUGGAUUUAUUAUGCUAAUAGAGUCCGCUGAUGAUACAUCCUUGGAUAAUCCAAUUAUUGUUGAGGAUCUAGUAAAGUUUCUAGCUAGAGCAGUAAUAGAUGAAGUGAUAACUCCUUCUCAAUUGGCGGACAUAGGUAACCAAAUUAUUGGGUGUGAUUCAAUAGGAAAUAAGAUCAUUCAAAUGACAAAGUCACUUUUGAAAGCCCGUCUUUGUGGGGAGCGUAUAUUAAGGUGUUGGGGUGGUGAAGGAAGUCGAGGAAAUGGGUGGACUGUAGACGAUGUGAAAGAUAAGAUAGGGAAACUUUUAGAAGAAUACGAGUGUGGAGGGGGUCUAACAGAAGCAUUUAGGUGCAUAAAGGAGUUAGGGAUGCCUUUCUUUCACCAUGAAGUUGUGAAGAAAGCAUUAGUGAUCGUCAUGGAGAAGAAAAAUGAAAGAAUGUGGAAUUUGCUACAAGAGUGUUUUACUUCAGGGCUUAUAACAAUGAAUCAAAUGACAAAGGGUUUUGCAAGAGUAGAAGAAUCCCUUGAUGACUUGGCCUUAGAUGUUCCAGAUGCCAAGCAACAAUUUUCUUGUUAUAUUGAAAAGGCCAAGAGUUUAGGUUGGAUGGAUCCUUCAUACUUUUACAAACCAACAACUACUUGAGUAUGGUUUAUUCAUUAGAAACUUAAUUUACUUUUAUUACUUGUUCAAUAUUUUAUGCAGUUUGUGUAAGUUAUAUGUCAUCAAUACACAUCAAUAUGUUCAUGAACUAAAGUACCAAUUUUUCUAUAUUGAAGUUGGAUUUUAUUAAA